AUGAUACAUAGUCUGUUUAUUAUCAACUCGUCAGGAGACGUGUUCAUGGAGAAACAUUGGAAAAGUGCCGUCGCACGAUCGCUCUGCGACUACUUCUUCGAUCAACAGCGAAGAGUUCUGUCUCCCGAAGACACACCGCCAGUAAUAGCCACUCCUCAUCACUAUCUCAUCAGCAUAUAUCGUUGUAACAUGUUUUUCGUCGCCGUAUGCAUGACAGAAGUUCCACCACUGUUCGUGAUAGAAUUUCUGCACAGAGUGGUGGACACUUUUGAAGAUUACUUCAGCGAGUGUACAGAAACUAUCAUAAAGGAGAACUACGUGGUAGUCUACGAACUACUGGACGAGAUGCUGGACAAUGGUUUCCCAUUAGCCACCGAAUCGAACAUUUUGAAGGAACUCAUUAAACCACCAAAUAUCUUGAGAACCAUCGCAAAUACCGUAACAGGGAAAUCCAAUGUCAGCGCGACGCUGCCAAGUGGACAAUUGUCUAACGUUCCUUGGAGGAGGACCGGUGUGAAAUACACGAAUAACGAAGCAUACUUUGACGUCGUGGAAGAAGUGGACGCGAUCAUCGAUAGGACUGGCGCGACCGUGUUCGCCGAGAUCCAGGGAUACAUCGAUUGUUGUAUAAAGUUGAGCGGUAUGCCCGAUUUAACGCUUUCGUUCAUGAACCCCAGACUGUUCGACGACGUCAGUUUUCAUCCUUGCGUCCGAUUCAAAAGAUGGGAGUCCGAGCGAAUACUGUCCUUCAUUCCGCCAGAUGGUAAUUUCCGUCUUCUCUCUUAUCACAUAGGUUCACAAAGUAUCGUAGCAAUUCCGAUAUACGUGAGGCACAACAUCAGUCUGAAAGAACCAGGAGGCGGACGACUGGACAUAACUGUGGGACCGAAACAGACCGUUGGGAGAACCGUAGAAAAUGUCACGUUAGAAAUUCCUAUGCCGAAAAUAGUAUUGAAUUGUACGCUCACUCCGAACCAGGGAAAAUACUCGUUCGAUCCCGUCAGCAAAAUAUUAUUAUGGGACAUUGGACGGAUAGACGUUUCGAAAUUACCGAACUUGCGAGGCUCGAUCACGAUACAGAAUUCCGCGAGCGUGACAGAGUCUAAUCCUGCGAUUAACGUUCAUUUUACGAUCAAUCAAUUGGCGGUUUCCGGUUUAAAAGUGAAUCGGCUGGACAUGUACGGGGAGAAGUACAAACCGUUUAAAGGUGUCAAGUAUAUUACGAAAGCCGGGAAAUUCCAAAUCCGAAUGUGAAAUUGCGAAACGAUGAGAGAUGUAUAUUCCAUAUGUUAAAUCGAUGGCCAAGUGCUGCGAUCUCGACAGCGUGAGGGCGUAUAAAUUCGUUUUACAAAGCGUUUAACAAAUAAUUAUGAUACAGGUCGGUGACACAGCCUCUUGGCUUCGAGAUCUUCCCACGUCGGAUGCGUCACAUGUGUAAAUAAACGUUCCAUGUUGGUCGCAUAUACGGUAUGAUUGCUAACAAGAUUUUUAUAAAUCUGUUUGUGAAAUAAAACUUGUAUUAAAAAUCAA
Messenger RNA from Ceratina calcarata, 1530 nucleotides. RefSeq names its product AP-3 complex subunit carmine (gene carmine). The transcript has 9 exons. The coding region runs from base 1 to 1254 and encodes 417 amino acids. Gene Ontology annotation, biological process: vesicle-mediated transport; intracellular protein transport. Lineage: Eukaryota; Metazoa; Arthropoda; Insecta; Hymenoptera; Apidae. Gene Ontology annotation, cellular component: clathrin adaptor complex. The record is from RefSeq and is a predicted model, not a curated record.